AUGCUGAAUUCUGUGCGGUCUCGUCCAUGGACCUGCAAGGACUGCCUGCAGCGUCUUCAUCGCCUACAGCGUUCCCGACCAGAACGUACCUUCGCCACUGCUGUUGCUGCCGACCAGCAGUCUUCCAUUGAUUAUGUCGCAGCAAAUAAAUUCGCAAAACAACGUGAUGACGAUAACCUGCGCCGAGUAUUCGAUUCGCGUUCAUUUUGGCGCGAGUUCUCUCAGAGACAAACUAAUAGUUCGAAGCGAACCGGCAUCGUACAGAAUCAAUAUCUCACAAGCCCUGAAGGGUUCCGUGAGUUUGCGCAUACGUCAUUACAGAAAUGUCAACGCAUCGUCUCAAAGGUGUUGGCGGUGUCUACGCUGGAGGGAUACAAAUCGAUGGCUAGAGAUUUAGAUCGACUGAGUGAUCUUUUAUGUCGUGUUAUUGAUCUAUCGGACUUUGUCAGAAGCAAUCAUCCAGAUCCGAGGAUACAAGAGGCGGCUACACAAGCAUACGCGCUCAUGUUCGAAUACAUGAACAUAUUAAACACAACAACAGGAUUGCACGACCAGUUGAAAAAGGCAGCGGCUACUCCUGAAGUGGUAUCGUCUUGGACGGAGGAAGAGAGAAUGGUUGCGGAAAUACUGAUCAAAGACUUCUCGAAUUCGGCAAUCCAUAUGCCCCCUAAAGAUCGACAACGGUUCGUCAAUUUAUCCAACGAUAUCAGCCAGUUGGGCUCUGAGUUUGUUAACGGAGCGGAACCCGCAAGACCUCACGUCGUGUUGAGCAAGAGCAGUGUUCAGGGGUUGGAUCCGGUGGUUGUACAACAGUUGCAGAGAUGGAAUAGCGUGCCCAUCCCGACCUGGGGGGUAGAGGGACGAUUGGCGCUCAGGUCUAUGCAUGAUGAAAAUUCGAGGAAGGAAGUUUAUAUGGCGACACGGAUGUCGAGCAGAAGACAAAUCCACCGGUUGGAAGAACUUCUUCACAAAAGAGCAGAAUUGGCCAAAUUGUCAGGAUAUAGUACUUAUGCCCACAUGGCAUUAAGUGAUAAGAUGGCCAAAACGCCCGAAGCAGUCUCCAAUUUCUUGACAACACUUAUUGGAAACAACCGAGUCCAGGUCCAGGAGGAGCUCGCUAAAUUACAGAGCAUGAAAGAAGCGGCACCGCUACAACCCUGGGACCAUGCAUACUACGUUCAGAAGCGCGUUUUGGAAUACUCAAUGUCACGGCGGUCUCGCGAGUUAAGCAGGGUUCCUGAGUUCUUCUCACUUGGAACGGUAAUGCAGGGUCUUUCUCGCUUAUUUGAUCAUUUGUAUGGUGUACGACUAGUACCACAAGAAACAUUGCCUGGAGAAACAUGGAACUCCGAUGUUCGACGGUUAGACGUUGUCGACGAGGCCGGUCGACACAUUGCUGUCAUAUAUUGCGACUUAUUUACUCGGCCUAACAAGAGUCCCAAUCCAGCACAUUUUACACUUCGGUGUGCACGUGAAAUAACCGCAGAAGAAAUUGCCGAAUCUGCGUCUAUGGAUCCUCCAUCUCACCCAAAUGAUGGAAUGGCCACGGCGAUGAAUCCUGAUUCAGACACCCUUCGGCAAUUACCUACAAUUGCUCUUGUCUGCGACUUCCCGGAGCCCCCAGUAUCUGGAAACGGGCCGCCUACACUACUCUCGGAACAUAGUGUGAGGACCUUAUUCCACGAAAUGGGACAUGCAGUCCAUUCUGUCCUUGGGCAAACACCUCUUCAGUCGAUUUCAGGUACACGAUGCUCGACUGAUUUUGCAGAAUUGCCAUCCGUGCUUAUGGAGAGUUUUGCUACAGCACCAGAAGUUCUCGCACUGUAUGCGCGUCAUUGGGAGACUGACAAGCCGUUAUCCGACAGUAUGAUGCAAAGCAUGGCUGCAGAUCGGGCUGCACACGGAAGUAUAUAUGGAGCAGUUGAGAAUGAAGCACAGAUCUUGAUGGCGCUCGUUGAUCAAGCCUACCACGCUCUAUCAGCAGACGGCGGCAAACGAUCCAUUGACAGUACUGACAUCUACCAUCAAGUAUUCUCCACGUAUUGCACACUCCCGGAUCCACAGGACAGUAACCCACGCACAUCCUGGCAGGGAUUCUUCGGGCAUUUAUAUGGUUACGGAGCCACAUAUUACAGUUAUAUAUUUGACCGUGCGAUCGCGAACAAGAUCUGGCAAGACGUCUUCCAUGGAGGCAAGCUAUCAAUUGACCGUGAAGCUGGUGAAAAGUACAAGAACGAGGUUCUUCGCUGGGGCGGUGGACGUAACGGCUGGAGCUGUGUGGCAGGCGUUCUCGGCGACGCGAACCCUUCAAAUGCAAAUGGACGAUUGGCGGAAGGUGGUGAAGAGGCGAUGCGUGAGGAUCACUUGGGAAUAUCUUUUGGUGUUUAG
Molecule: messenger RNA, 2388 nt
Organism: Talaromyces stipitatus ATCC 10500
Lineage: Eukaryota; Fungi; Ascomycota; Eurotiomycetes; Eurotiales; Trichocomaceae
Product: metallopeptidase Mip1
Exons: 2
Coding region: 1-2388 (795 amino acids)
Biological process (GO): peptide metabolic process
Cellular component (GO): mitochondrion
Molecular function (GO): metalloendopeptidase activity
Source: RefSeq, a predicted model, not a curated record